Cornus florida is the source of this 516-nucleotide messenger RNA. RefSeq lists its product as uncharacterized. The transcript has 4 exons. The record is from RefSeq and is a predicted model, not a curated record. NCBI's taxonomy places the organism in Eukaryota, Viridiplantae, Streptophyta, Magnoliopsida, Cornales, Cornaceae. The coding region runs from base 1 to 516 and encodes 171 amino acids.
AUGUUAUCAUAUUUUGGUGAUGCCCGAGUCCCACAAAGUGGUGGUGGUGGUGGUGGGGUUUCUUCAAGUGGUGAUAGUGGUGGGGGUGGAGAUGGAGGUGAUGCUUCUUCAAGUGAAACAAGAGUGAUGGAGGAGGAGGUGAAAUUGAGUAGUGGUAUGCAGAAUAAGUCACCACCCAUUAAAACAAUUCCAUCCCCCACAAGAUAUGGUCCUGAGAAAGGUUAUCUUAUUUAUGGUGAUGCCCGAGUCCCACAAAGUGAUGGUGGUGGGGCUUCUUCAAGUAUUGGUGGUGGUGGUGGUGGGGUUUCUUCAAGUAGUGAUAGUGGUGGUGGUGGAGAUGGAGGUAAUGCUUCUUCAAGUGAAAACAAGAGUGAUGGAAGAGGAGGUGAAAUUGAGUUGUGGUAUGCAGUAAAAAUUAAGAAUAAGUCAUCACCCAUUGAAACAAUUCACUCCCCUACAAGGUGCUUAUCUGAUUUGGUGGCGUCAAAGAGCAGGGAGGAAUUAUCACCACCGUGA